Molecule: messenger RNA, 1053 nt
Organism: Rhododendron vialii
Lineage: Eukaryota; Viridiplantae; Streptophyta; Magnoliopsida; Ericales; Ericaceae
Product: G-type lectin S-receptor-like serine/threonine-protein kinase SD1-1
Exons: 6
Coding region: 1-1053 (350 amino acids)
Biological process (GO): protein phosphorylation
Molecular function (GO): ATP binding; protein serine/threonine kinase activity
Source: RefSeq, a predicted model, not a curated record
AUGGUGUCCAUUGUGGUAACAUCUGUUGUCUUGACAUCAAUCCUAAUUAUCACCGUAGUUUAUUGGUUGGUGAUGAAGAAGCGAAGAAGAGGGAUAGACAUACAAGAAAGUGAUGAAGAAAAUGUAGAAUUGCCCAUCUUUGAUAUGGUCACCAUUGCAGGGGCAACUAACAACUUUUCUGAUACAAAUAAAAUUGGAGAGGGGGGAUUCGGCUUUGUUUACAAGGGGCAUCUAUCAAAUGGAAAAGACAUAGCUGUUAAGCAACUUUCGACGAAAUCCAAACAAGGUCUUAAGGAAUUCAAAAACAAGGUUAUUUUGAUCGCCAAACUUCAACACCGUAAUCUAGUUAGGCUUUUGGGCUAUUGCAUCUGUGGAGAAGAACGAAUGCUAGUUUACCAAUACAUGCCUAACGGAAGCUUGGAUUCCUUCAUUUUUGAUAUCAUUGUUGGGAUUGCUCGAGGGGUUCUUUAUCUUCAUCAAGAUUCGAGAUUGAGAGUCAUUCAUAGGGAUCUUAAAGCCAGCAAUGUGCUACUUGAUAGUGAGAUGAAUCCUAAAAUUUCAGAUUUUGGCUUGGCUAGGGCUUUUGGAGGUGAUCAUGGUUACAUGGCUCCCAAAUACACAAUCGAUGGCCUAUUUUCAACAAAAUCUGAUAUUUUUAGCUUCGGAGUCAUAGUUUUGGAGAUAAUAAGUGGCAAAAGGAACAGAAAAUUCCAUCACGAAGACCAUGAUCUAAACCUUAUUGGACAUGCAUGGAAACUUUGGAUUGACGGAAAGGCUUCCAAGUUAAUAGAUCCACUAACGGAAGGAUCAUUUUCAAUGUCUAAACAGUUGAGAUGCAUACAGAUUGGUCUCCUAUGCGUGCAGAAAUGUCCUAAAGACAGACCGUCUAUGUCAUCGGUGGUCUUAAUGUUAGUUUAUGAGACUGUAGUUUUGGCCCAGCCCAAGCGACCUGGCUUUUACAUUGAGAGUCCCAAAGAGACGCAUGAAGGUUCGCCGGCUAAAAGUUAUGCUAGCAUCAAUGAAGUUACAAUAACUCACCUAGAGGCUCGCUAA